AUGGAUGCCUCUGAGCGGCCUCGUGGUCAGGAACAUAUCCCAGAGUAUCCCAAGCUCUGGAUCUGGAUGCGCGUGUUCCAGCUCGUCGUCGGGCUCACGGUGCUUUUCCUCUCCAUCCAUGCAUUGGAAGGGUUUCGUAUCUUGAUGGAUCUUUCCAUUGUCAUGAUAGUCAUUUCUGCUGCCUCCGUCGGCCUCACAAUCUGGCUCAUCGUCGCCCAAUUCUCGUCCCCCCGCGCAUUCAGAUACUGGAUCACCCUCGUCCUCGACUUUCUCAUCUUCGUCGCCUGGACCGUCUCCGGCUCCAUCCUCGUCUCUCACACCUCUGCCCUCGUCGCCCAGCGGAGCGUCACCGGAAAUCGCUUCGAUCAUCCUGAUGACGAGCAGCAGCAUCAGCAUCCUCUCCAUGAGAGCCACGUUUCGACGUUUUAUGCCAUUGCCGGCCUUGCGUGUCUUGAAUUCUCCCUCUUCUGUUCAUCAUGGAUCAUCGACGCCGUCGUCAUUCGCCGCCACCGCCAGAUCGGCCUUCCCUCCAAGCCGCUCAAGAAGAGAGCUUCGCUUGCGGAGAGACAGCAAGCCAAGCCGAUUCCCGUGUCUCCUCCCCAGAAGCCGCGGGUCAAGCCUACGCUUGCUGAGCGAGUUGAGAUGCUUUUCAAGGGACAAGAAGCGUCAGCCUCUCAAUCAGUUGGGUUUGAGGGCAGCGGCGGAGGCGGACACGGUGGACGCAAUGAUAGCGCAGAUGGGGGAGUUUGAGCAGCAGUGGUGGAGGAUUUGCAGGUUGGAUGAAGGAACAACGUGUUUGGGGUAUCAGCCUCGAACGAAGACGGACGAUAUCUUGACACUUGGUAAUAAGGCAGGAUGAAGGAAAACAUGUAAUGACUAAAGCAGCGCUAUUUCUUUGACAUUAUGGCAGUAAAAUAACAGGAUAUUGGAAG
This is a messenger RNA of Trichoderma reesei QM6a, 932 nucleotides long. RefSeq lists its product as uncharacterized. Lineage: Eukaryota; Fungi; Ascomycota; Sordariomycetes; Hypocreales; Hypocreaceae. Bases 1 to 750 code for a protein of 249 amino acids. The transcript is spliced from 3 exons. The record is from RefSeq and is a predicted model, not a curated record.